Molecule: messenger RNA, 909 nt
Organism: Exaiptasia diaphana
Lineage: Eukaryota; Metazoa; Cnidaria; Anthozoa; Actiniaria; Aiptasiidae
Exons: 3
Coding region: 1-909 (302 amino acids)
Source: RefSeq, a predicted model, not a curated record
AUGGAAGUGCAAGAUGUGAUGACUUUAAUCGGUAAGCCCAAAAUUGAGGUCAUCGAGUGGAUGCAAAGGGACGGACUUUUGUCAAGGGAAAUGUGGUGCCACCAGCACGAACAUGCAAUUGCAAUGAGGUUGAGAAGGGAUGCUGGAAGAAAUGAUAAUUAUGCAUGGAGAUGUGGCACUUGCCGAAGACGGAGGUCUAUCAGGGAAGGCUCAUUUUUUGAGCUUUUCCGAAGAAUAGAACUGGGGCACCUGUUGGCUUUACUCGUGUUUUGGAGCUUGGAGGUGAAACAGGUCACCUCAUCACGGCUUCUGGGAGUCAGCAAGAGAAGCGUGUUGGAAGUGUACAACCACCUUUCGUCUAUUUGCAGUGAUGAUCUGGACCGACGCCCAUUGAUCCCUUUUGGUGGUCCAGUAUCUAUCCUGCAAAUAGACGAGAGCAAGUUCUGCGGAAAGAGGAAGUAUAAUAGAGGAAGGCUGCCUCGCAGAGACAACUGGGUUUUUGGUAUCGUGGAUACCAGCUACUCACCUGCGCGGGGAUAUUUCCAGGUUGUCCAGCGACGAAAUAGGGCGACGUUGCUACCAAUUAUAAGACGAUCAAUUUUACCAGGGAGCGUCGUGCAUAGCGAUGACUGGGGCGCCUACACGAGGCUCCAAGCUUUAGAGCCAAAUGUUGCUGAGCAUCAGGUUGUGGUUCAUCGUUACAACUUUGUUGAGCCACUAACUGGUGCUCACACCCAACAUAUAGAGGCCUGCUGGAGCCGUUUGAAGCUCAAGAUCAAAGAGAGGAAGGGAGUAUGCCACUUCCUAUUACAGGAUUUCCUGAACGAACAGGCGUGGCGGGACUGGCGUGGCAAUGGCAACGUUUUCACAAGCUUUAAACAAUUGCUGCUUGAAAGAUUCCAGGUGUAA